Messenger RNA from Cercopithifilaria johnstoni, 1368 nucleotides. The record is from the annotation of a GenBank genome assembly. NCBI's taxonomy places the organism in Eukaryota, Metazoa, Nematoda, Chromadorea, Rhabditida, Onchocercidae.
AUGCGGGGUAGGGAUAGGGGAUGGUUUUGGGUCGUUGAUGUUCUUAGGGAGAUGGGAAUAAUUUAAAGUGAGGAAUCAAUUCCAAACUUUUUGCAGCAACCGUCACCACUUGCGAAUGGUAGCUAUGGCAGCCCAGGGUCUGUCAGUCUUCAAAAAGGUGGUGUGAAAGGAAAGGUGACCGGAAGACCGGAUUCGCGAGAUGUUGUGUUUUCACCGGCUGCUGGUCAGGGUGGACCAUCAUCGCAAAUACCUUUACACAUACAGAAUUCGCCAGUUGGCACUUCAUUACCCGGCGCUGUCCGAAUGGAAGUGCCUUCAUCUAGUUCUACACUGGGACCGCAACAAAUGCAACAACAGGUGCCUAAUCAACAGAGUAUUAUGGGUCAGGUGCCACCUUCUGCUUAUUCGGCCGGUAUGUACCCGUCUUAUUGGCCGCCACAGCAGAUGCGCUAUAUACAACCAGGAAAUUUACAUCCCAGUCAUUAUUAUCCAGUACAGAACCAAGGUCCCAUGCCACCAUCAGCCUUUACCGGAUAUGGUAUGCCACCAGGAGUACGCCAAAUGAUGCCAGCAAGUUCAGCUAAAAUGCAGCAACCAACACAAAUGGAAAUGACACGUAUGCCGAAUGGACCAGUGCCAUCUGACUGGCAGUCCAGGAUAACUACUCCAAAAUCUCUUCCGGAAGCAAUACAGCAAACUACUUCUGGACAGCAGUCAUUGACUCCGUCAUCUGGAAUACCAGCACCGAGUCCUGGGGGUACCUCUUCAGCUGCCGAUGAAUCGUUAGAGGAUUCCAAAUCUUUACCCGGUGCUUCACCGAAUCCAUGGCCUCAUACGCCGUCACAGAUGAGUCAAGGACAUAGGACUCCGGUGCCUACAAAUCGACCGAAUACACCCACAGUGAACAAACGACAAGAUCCAACGUCCAUUAUUGAUAGACUAGUAGGACCUGUAACUGCAAUGAAUCCGCAGCAUAUUAUGCCUGAAAGGAGAGCUUUUUUCGAAAAAUUGGUCCAAUUCUGUGAACAGCAGGGCGAACCAAUCACGCAGGUUCCGCAGGUUUCAAAACAAACCGUUGAUUUGCAUCGUCUUUACCUAGCUGUGAUGAAACGUGGUGGUUUUGAGCAGGUAACGCGCGAUAAGACAUGGAAACAAGUUUGUACAGAAGCAAAUUCGGAGAUGUCCGAAUCGUCUGCAGCGGGUUACCAGUUAAGAAGACAUUACCAGAAAUAUUUGCUAGGAUUGGAAUGUUUGGAGACGGGCAAGAAUGCUAGUGAGGUGGUUGCAUUUGCAGAGCGGUUGAAAAAGCGCCGAAAAGAUAACAAGGAUCAUAGUGCGCAACAAUAUCCUGGGCCUGGUAGGCUUUAA